GCGGAAGCUGCGGAGCCGGGGCGAGCACUUCCGGGGCCGGGCGCCAUGACGUCGCUGCGGGCCUUCACCUGCGACGACCUCUUCUGCUUUAACAACAUUAAUUUGGAUCCACUCACAGAGACUUAUGGGAUACCUUUCUAUCUACAAUAUCUGGCUCACUGGCCAGAGUAUUUCAUUGUUGCAGAAGCACCUGGUGGAGAGCUAAUGGGCUACAUAAUGGGGAAAGCAGAAGGCUCUGUAGCCAGGGAGGAGUGGCAUGGACAUGUUACUGCUCUCUCUGUUGCACCUGAAUUUCGCCGGCUGGGUUUGGCUGCUAAAUUGAUGGAGCUCCUAGAAGAGAUUUCAGAAAGAAAGGGUGGCUUUUUUGUGGAUCUCUUUGUGAGAGUCUCAAAUCAGGUGGCUGUAAAUAUGUACAAGCAACUAGGCUACAGUGUGUACCGUACUGUGCUAGAGUACUACUCUGCUAGCAAUGGCGAGCCUGAUGAAGAUGCUUAUGAUAUGAGGAAAGCUCUUUCCAGAGAUACAGAGAAGAAAUCGAUUAUACCACUACCUCAUCCUGUGAGACCCGAAGAUAUUGAAUAACCAUACGCUGUGGUUCUCAGGUAGUUUACCAAAAAUAACAUGAACAAAUUUAAGGAUUUUAGAGAGCACUUUUUAAAGAUAACUGAAAGCUCUAUAGUGAGAAGAAAGAAUGGACAAACUGGAUAAAUAAGGCUCAAAGUUUUAUCUUCCAUGAAGCCCCCAGAGAAACGAUAAGUUUGCUUACACUGUUUAUAUUUCAACUUCCCAUUGUUAUUUAUAAAAAAAGCAAAUGGAUUUAAACAUUCCACCAUCAUGUUUUAUACUAAUCAGUCCCACAGAUGGGAAUUGUCAGUACUUUCACCUCCUGGGCCUGAGAAUCACAGCUUCAAUGUUUUUGUACUUGUUUGAAUAAUAGCUUUAAAGUAAGAUCUGAAAAACAUGAAAAGUAAAAUAAAAUGCAGGUUUAUUGUGUGA
This is a messenger RNA of Gavialis gangeticus (Gharial), 996 nucleotides long. RefSeq names its product N(alpha)-acetyltransferase 20, NatB catalytic subunit (gene NAA20). Gene Ontology annotation, molecular function: protein-N-terminal amino-acid acetyltransferase activity. The record is from RefSeq and is a predicted model, not a curated record. The coding region runs from base 46 to 582 and encodes 178 amino acids. Gene Ontology annotation, cellular component: NatB complex. Gene Ontology annotation, biological process: N-terminal peptidyl-methionine acetylation. The transcript is spliced from 6 exons. Lineage: Eukaryota; Metazoa; Chordata; Crocodylia; Gavialidae.